GUCAGUGAGCUGACAGACCUCAUACCAUGUACAGCACAAAACGCAGAGAGGCAGUGGGAGUGACGGGUAGGACAGCUCCAGUCUCUGCGGGACACGGAGGCAGGGCGGCGGGAGCCUUGACUGUCCUACCAGUCCUGGCCAUGCCAACGACCAGAUACGGCGAUGUAUUUUUAUUUUACCUGGCCUAAAAUGAGCGGCAGUGAAGCGUGUGGGGGAGGCGGGGCAGAGGGGACCCUGCCCAGCGGCGAGUGGGGAAGCGGGGGAGGAGGCAGCGGUGAGCUCGCCGACAGCGACGGAGCUUGUGUGCUUGCUCCUACCGCCGCUGCCGCAACUCCAGCUCCGUGCUGCGAGGGAGAGGCCGGCAGCGCCCGGGCCCAAAUGUAUAGCGAUUGGAAUCAUGAAGAUAAAAUCCGCAAUAAUGUGGACGCCAGCAGUAAAAAUAAGGUCGUGCUUCUGGACAAUGCCAGUGACAGCAGCGGGGGAAAGCGCGACCGGAGUGCUGAGACUGGAGAAUGCGGAGAGGAAUGCCUCAGUCUUGCCAAUGGAAACGGAGAUCUGCUGAAGGGUGCGAGCAGCAUUAAUAUUGAUUACAAAACCAGUGGCUCCGAGCCUGGGGAAAAUGGGGGCGGACGGAGCCUUGUUAUGGCUGUUGCAUCGGGGAGGACAGAAUGCGCGGAGGGCAGGGGGCUGCAAGCUGCCGCCUGCAAAAGGAGAUACAGCAACGGAUCCAAGACGGAGAACCGGGUAAGCAAAGUCUCAGGCACCCGGAAUCGUGCAAUAAAUUUGGCCGCUGCAGUCACGAAGCGUCCUGGAAGUAGCCUGAGCAGAGCGCCGAAGAGGGUCUGUUUCACGGGGGAGAUACCAUCAGCACACUGCGGCAUCAUCUCGGGCUCUGGAGCCGGCUGCUCGGAGUUGGAAGAUCCCUCGUUCUGCUCUCCGCCCAUAGAGUUCAAGACCAGCCUGGCCGGUUCGAGGCAUUUUAAAAGCCACUCGGAGAUCCCCAAGCCCGCCAGCUGGGCUCGCUCUGCCACGGUACACAUCUCCAAGCGUGGGAGCAGGUGUGGUGUUUCGAGUGGUUUUGAAAGCCCCGUUACAUCGAACAGGAUUGGCGUAUUCCCAUACUCUAGUGCGGCAAAAGACAGCUGUGUUAAUUAUAUUGAUAGCAGCAAUGGACAGGAGCCCAGAAGUGCCAAAGGCAGGGUGAGACUGUACAGGGUGCGCUCCUUCCUGACGGCCACAGCCGGGUGUAACAGCGCGGGCAAGGGCAGCAGUAAUGCGAAUGGUUGCCGGGGCCCACAGAACGGGAGCAGUUUCUGCCCAGCGCUCCGGCCCGCCUGUGCUUCUGCUCCAGGGAUAAGCAGCGUUUUAUACCCUGGGCCCCAGGAGAGCCAGCCUGGGCGGCAGUCCUGCCGGUCAGCGAGCAGCUGCCUUGCCCAGCCCUGCCGGCCGGUUAGUGGGGGGGCGGACGGCAUCUCUGGACAUGGAAGAAAUGAUGGCAAGGAGAUGUGGGCAGCCAAGGGGGGCCCUGUGCUGCAGAACGGUGUGGGUUUGGGUUUCACCUCAAACGGCGUGAGCAGGGUGACUUGGGUGCCAGUGGCGGCACUAGCUCGGGCCCUCCGGGGGGGAAGACGGCCCCCGGAGGCCCCCAGCCUCAGGGCAGUGGAGGCGGGGGCCGAGGAGGCCGGGCGGAGGCAGGGGCGGUUGGAGGAGCGGACGGAGAGGCUGUGGAGGCGGCUGCAGGCGGUGCAGGGGAAGCAGCUGGAGAGGCACGUGGCCCAGCAGCUGCGCGGCCUGGCGGGGACCGUGGCGCGAGGCAGGAGGGGGGGAGGAGGGGCGCCUCUCAAGCACGGCGCCCUCGCGCCCGGCACCGGCGAGGUGGCCCGGUUUGCGCAGAGCUGCACGGCAGCCCUCAGGACGGUGGAGAGCGCCCUGGACUCGGACGCCACGGCGAGCAGCAGCUCUGGAGGGGAGAGCGAGAGUGAGGAGAUCGGGGAGAGAGGAGGCAGCGUCGGCCCAGCUCCGCACACACCCCACACACUGCAGGAGAGCGCAAGGUGGCACUGGCUGGAGCAGAGGGCAGAGCUGGGCAGUAGGUGGGCAUGGCUACAGGCUCGGGUAUCGGACCUGGAAUAUCGCAUCCGAACACAAACUGAGCUGUACACUCAACUGAGGCAUAGCAAGGGCAGCGGAGUGCUCCAGUCCCAGGACAGUCUACUGCCCCGGCUGCCUUGCCCAGCAAAUGGCGCCCUCCACAGCCCCCCAGACCCCCUCAGGGCACGAUUGCAAGAGGAGGCGCUGGCAGCCUGCCCUUGCCCGCCGGACCGCAGCGUCACGGCGGCGCGCGCUCGCCCACUGCCCAGACACCGCCGCCCAAGACUGGUGCGCCUGGAGGGAGCGGCGCCGCUCGGCAGCAAGACGGUGCAUUUUCGGUGCUGUUGUGAGCCGCCCUCAGGGUGCGUGUUGUGUGGCGGCCGUCCCCAGCUGGCUGAGUCGGAUUGGGGAUGGGGGUCAGUAUGUGAGCGACAGGCCAUGCUGGACCCUUGUCUGCACCCUGUUCUGUCCCUUCCCAGUGAUGUUCCUCUGGCUGUGCAGUGCGGACUGAGUUCCCUCAGCACCUUACAUUCCCAGAAUCCUCCGUGGCUGCUAGGGGAGCCACCCCCUCCUUCCUGGCUGGAAAACAGGGGCCCGGGGUCCCAGCGUCUCUCCAGAAUGAAGAGGAAACUUGAGCUCCCCCAGAUCCCCUGCCACACUUUGAGUCACCUGCUUCAUACAGCAUGUGGUGUCCGUCGGAAUGAGAAGCUGCAGAGAAGUGCUGCCAGUCCAAGUGUUCUCAUCCCCAGAGCCCCCUCUGAGCCUCCCCUUCACACAGGGCCCCUGCCAGCAGUGGAGAGCCCCCUUUCCGUCCCCCCACAGCCCUCUCGACGCCGGCGGGGGGAGAGCUCCUUCGACAUCAAUAACAUGGUGAUGCCGCUGGGGCUGGGAGGCGGUGCUCGCGUGCAGAGACUCCAGUACAAGGAGAUUCUCACCCCCAGCUGGAGGCAGCUCAACUGUAUCUUUGUUCCACCCGUUGGACAGGCGGCCCCAGGGCCUGGAGAUGGCCUCGCAUCUUUUGAACGGACCGCGGGAGAGGAGGAGGAGGAGGAGGAGGAGGUGGAGGACCUGUCUGACGCAUCGUUCCUCUGCCGUCACUCUGCGUCUGAGGACAAGGAGAGGAGUCGCUGGGGCACCUGGGCCCGCCGAGCCAGCCAGCGCCGAGGCAGGUUUUCCUCGCGGGCAGAGAGCAAGGUGAUUCCUCAGCCCACAGGUCCAGUCCUCCCCCCGCUGUCACCAGAGCGGAGCCCUGGCGGCCAGACUGAGCAGCCUGACACCUGUCCGCCGAGCCCCCCCGAGAGCGAGGACACCUCCUGCCCCCUGGCUGAGGAUGAAGAGCUGGCGGUGUUGCCGUGGGAACGCCGGUCGUUCCCUUUGUCAGAGGCAGAGCUAAGGUUGCUGAAGGAAGAGGAGGAGCGCGUCCCGCCGCCGGCUUUGUCCAUAGGAACUGCAGAGGACCCGAGCACUACUCGCAGCCACAGCACUGACUCAGGGAUCUCCGUGGGCAGCCUCGAGCUCUCUCCCGUCACCCCACAACCCCCUCAGCCCAGCCAGGAUCUCAGUCCUAAACUCUCGCCUACUCCCCCCGCCGCGCUGAGCACUCAGGAAUUUCUCUCACCCCCUACUAUGCUGUCGGUCAACCACAAAACUGUCACACAGCCCCAUUCCCCCUCCUUCACGCACAGACCCCCUCCAGCGGCCACUCCUGGGCCCCUGUUGACAACCAGCGCUCCCAGUCCUGUGGUCACGACGCGCUGUGGCCACAGCUGAGACUGGCUGCUGCAGGGAGGGACACAGGGGUGAGGCUGUUGUUUCAAACGCCAAUCUGUUUGAUAUUCAAACAUGCUCACCGCUAUGGAAGGGAAAAGUGACCCCAGCACUCUCAUAUACCCCCCUCCUCAUCCCCCAAACCUCCCUCUGUUCAUUGCUCUCACUGCCAUUCUCACUGUUGUGCACAUUUUCAUUAUCUGUGUUAUACAGGAGAAAUUAAAAUUCUCUUCUUUUUGGAAAAAGCAAACUAAUGUGCAAUGUUAUGAAUCCUGAAGACAUAUCCUAAAAGUGAUCAAGGUGUGAUAUUCCAAAGUGUGGCAUUGUAGUUCUUUUAUUAUCAUUUUCUCAACUGCCUGUUGGAGAGGGGUCUUUUGUCUAAAUGAAACAACUCCAUGACUUUGCAGAGCUCCUCAGUGACUUGACCCACACAGCCUGUCCACAUAUUUCCACUUCUGUCCUCAAUGCUGUGAGGAUCAGAGAACAAGGAUGUCCAAUACCCGCUGUGUCAAAACCUCACCUGGAGUGACACUGCAGACCAGGUCUUAAUGCGAGACACUUGGGUUGAGUGUCCCAAUCCAGACGAUAGGUUGUAGAAUCUUGGAUUCAUAUUAGAAAAAAAUUAAAUUUCAAGUUCGCUUAAAGCUUUAAACAGCUCUGUACACAGAAAAGGGUUUAUAAUGAUCCAAAUAAGAUUUAGUUUAACUCUUUUAUUGCUUAAACAAUAUGUGGCCCAAGGGCCAUGAUUGAUUGUUGUGACUUAAAGAGAAACCUUGUGGGGAUGCUGACUCCCAGGAGUUAUCCUGGACUAGAAAAUCCCCUUCCUUCCAAUCAUCGGUAUAUAAUUAACAGGAUUUGUGGAAAGGCAGACUGAGAAAAAGUGAUAUUAAUCAAUCACUGGAUGAUUUUAUACAACAUCUUUCCACGGUAAACAAUAUCUCAUAUUGUGCUUCAUAAACUCAGGUUGCAAAAGGGCACAGUACUGUACGUCUACAGGGGCAAGUAUUACUUUUUCUUAAAAUAACAUUCCACUCAUUUUGGAAGAGUUCCCUAUAUCUAUAUUUGAUACAUUUUCAAACCAAGGACACCAGAAUUCAAUUUUAGGGUAUUGUAAUAAAUACCUGAAAUUACGGUUGAAACUGCUUUGAAUUUGGAUUCUUUAAUGGUGCCUCCAACAUAAUCGAGCUGAGAUCAGAGGAGAAUAUUUGAGUCACAACAGAGUGGACCGACUAGGCAGCUAAAAGUGAAGGAGGUGUUUUCAACAGGGUUUGUUUCAGUGGUUUUCAGUGUGAGUGAAUGACGUGUGUGCAGUGCCACACCUCAGUCCCAGGGUCCCUGAAGGCAGGGUGGUACUGGGGUGGGCUGGGAACAUUUGCUCUUCACUAAGUUUAAUCUGUGAUUAACCCCUCUCCCCAGUCUGUGCACCCCUGUAUUCCUCUCUUCCCAGUUUGUUUUUUGUCUUCAUUGACCUUAGUUCUGUAUGAUGGGCAAACUGGCAAAUGCAUACAUUCACUCAAGAUUUCAGCAGUUUGGCUCAUUGAAAAUUAAGGUCCAUUAUGUUCUAAAUUCUGUGGCAGAGACAGGGUGGUGUAAUUGUAAUUUAGAUGUAUUUGUGUUCUGGAAGUGGGUACUGUCUUUGUUGGUAAGUGAUAAAUAAGAGGCAAAUUAAAUAGCAGUUGUUUCAGUACAGGUACUACUGGGAUGUUUCAUACCUAGAGCGGUGUAGUUUCAUCCUUCGACCAGCAGCAAUGUACAGUAAGUGGUAAGUGCUUGGUAAGUGGUGGUCUGUCCACCCCAGAGGACAGUCACACUGUCUUCAUACACACGGGUAGAGACUACUUUUCACAGACUGGGCCAAGGCUGUAAGAGAGCCAGGAGCUGGGUGAAAAGAACCAGAUAGCAAGUAACUUCAAAACAAACAUGUCUGCUCUAACGGGACAUAACACUUCAGAGCUAAGAACCAGUGAUCAUUCUCAAUUCACUAACAGUCAACAGUCUAACUGUCAUUACAGUUAAUGUCUUUUCUAAAAUUUAUACAGAAGGUUAUUAUCUUCCUUUCUCUUUUUUUGUUGGUACUGACCUGGGACCUUUCCCACUCCCUCUGUAUUUAUUUCUAUAUCGGUGUGUCUGUCUUUGCCUGUGUGAUAGUCCUGCGUUGAGUUCUCACAGUAUCACUCCUCUGUUCUCUCUCUUGAGAGAGGUACCUUUGAGGGUCUCGUGUAGAAAUUGUAUUUAAAAAAACACAGGACAGUAAAAGACAAGCUAAGGAAGUUCACAAUGCUUGAAAGAACGAAGAUUAAAAAAAAAGUAAUACA
Lepisosteus oculatus (spotted gar) is the source of this 6173-nucleotide messenger RNA. Its product is annotated as KAT8 regulatory NSL complex subunit 1. Gene Ontology annotation, molecular function: histone acetyltransferase binding. NCBI's taxonomy places the organism in Eukaryota, Metazoa, Chordata, Actinopteri, Semionotiformes, Lepisosteidae. The record is from RefSeq and is a predicted model, not a curated record. Gene Ontology annotation, cellular component: NSL complex.